Molecule: messenger RNA, 1107 nt
Organism: Agrilus planipennis (emerald ash borer)
Lineage: Eukaryota; Metazoa; Arthropoda; Insecta; Coleoptera; Buprestidae
Product: zinc finger protein-like 1 homolog
Exons: 5
Coding region: 96-974 (292 amino acids)
Cellular component (GO): Golgi apparatus
Source: RefSeq, a predicted model, not a curated record
GUUAUAUUGUUGUAUUUAAUUGUAUAUGCGUUAUGUGAAUACGUGUCCCGUUUGUAUUUAACAGUCAAUAAAUUCUUACAAUUAUAUACAACAUAAUGGGUUUGUGUAAAUGCCCUAAACGUCGUGUAACAAAUCAAUUCUGUUUUGAACACAGAGUUAAUGUUUGUGAAUAUUGCAUGGUUACAAAUCAUCCAAAAUGCAUCAUUCAAUCGUAUUUGCAAUGGCUGCAAGAUAGUGAUUAUAAACCAAUAUGCGAAUUUUGUUCGAAGGAACUUACACUUGAAGAUUGCAUUAGACUUUCUUGUUAUCACGUUUUUCAUUGGUCUUGCUUUGAUCAAUAUGCAAGGAAACUUCCAAGUACCACAGCACCUGCAGGCUAUACAUGUCCCUCCUGUAAAUGUUCAUUAUUUCCGUCUUCUAAUGUGGUUAGUCCUGUAGUUGAUGUUUUAAGAGAGAAGCUAGCUGGAGUCAAUUGGGCCAGAGCUGGAUUAGGCUUACCACUGUUAUCAGAAGAUAGAGAAAUCAAGCCAUCACCUUCACUGAACAAUACAUCUCCUGCAAUGUCUAACAAUAUAACUUCAACACCACAUUCUGUAGUACAUGUUGAAGAUCAAAUUGCAUUUAAUAGAAGUAGUGAAGCAUUUUCAACUUCAUCGAGGAAAAUAUUCCAUGAUGAAAAGGAGAACAGAAAUUUAACAAUUGAUCAUGAUGAUGACAAAUAUAAAAGGAGGCCUGCAGGAGAAUGGGUUCGUCGAUGGUGGAAGAAUAUGGCAACUACUCAUCCGUUAAGCAGGAGUGGUGGAUCCAUUUAUAAACGUUAUUGUAUGUUGGCGAUAUUACUAGUGCUGGGAAUCACCGUAAUACUAUUAAUCAUGUCACGACUAGGAAGAUACACAACAGAAAAUGAUCCAAACUUUGACCCCUUGCAUAACUCACAAAUUCGUGUAGAAGAUGGAAAGCCACAUUCCGUAUAAUGUGAUAAUAUGGUAUGAUUAAACUUUAUUUUAUUAUCUUGUAAUUAUUAAGUAUCAAAAGUUAUUUUUUUCUGAAACGUUUAUUUACUGAUGUUAUUUCAAACUCUAUAAAUAAAAAUGUUUUUAUAGUACA